AUGUCUGCGGUGGUUGCAAGUUCCAAAAGUGCGUCUCGGAAAUUCGAUCCAGUAAUCGACGAGUUUCUGCCUUCGUUGACCCUCUCGGUGUCGUGGAAGAAGAACGACGCCGACCUCGGUAACACCAUCAAGCCGAAGCGUCUACAAAACCAGCCUACCAUCUCGUUAUAUGAUGAAGCAGACCCAGAGGGCAUAUCAUCCUCCAGCCUGAGCUAUGUUGUCACUCUCACCGACCCUGACGCGCCUUCCCGCGAUAACCCGGAAUGGUCAGAAAUGUGCCACUGGAUAGCGGCCAACGUCUCCGUCUCGCAGAAGACAGUCUCUAUCCUUCCUAUGCCUAUCUUCGGCAUGGACGAGGUUGAAGAGACGAGUGCUCCGGACGAUGUCAUCGAGUACAAGCCACCUGGUCCGCCCAAGAAGACAGGCAAGCACCGCUAUGUAUUCCUGGUGUUUGCGCCAAGCAAUGGGACUACGGAGCCGUUGCACUUGAGCAAGCCGAAAGACAGGCAGCACUGGGGGACAGGUGAUGAGGGAGGGGGUGUGAGGGACUGGGCUAGGGAGAAUGAGCUGGUGCCUGUAGCCGCGAACUUCAUAUAUUCGCAGCAUAAGAAACAGUGA
This is a messenger RNA of Didymosphaeria variabile, 618 nucleotides long. RefSeq lists its product as uncharacterized. Lineage: Eukaryota; Fungi; Ascomycota; Dothideomycetes; Pleosporales; Didymosphaeriaceae. Gene Ontology annotation, molecular function: peptidase inhibitor activity; phospholipid binding. The transcript is spliced from 2 exons. The coding region runs from base 1 to 618 and encodes 205 amino acids. Gene Ontology annotation, biological process: regulation of proteolysis; regulation of Ras protein signal transduction. The record is from RefSeq and is a predicted model, not a curated record.